AUGGCUCCUAUUCAUAUCGCGCGGACUCUCUUUUCUUCAGAGUCGCUUUCAGGCGGGUUUCGCCAUGCCAGGAUGGCUGUUAGGGCUGCAGGGCCUGACAUCGCGAGGCUCUCGGCUCAUCACCUUCAACGUAGGGCCUUGACGGUAAAUAGCACGCAGAGGGUUACUUUGGGUGUUAUUGCGGCGUAUACUGUCAUUAUUGCGCUACUCUGGAAUAUUCCAUACAUUCGCUGGUCUCUUUGGCCUUUCAAGAUGCUGGUGAUUGCUUUCCAUGAAUUCGGACAUGCUUUGGCAGCUUGCUGUACAGGAGGACGCGUCAAGUCUAUCUCUCUUGACCCUCGUGAGGGAGGUGUGACUCAUAUGUAUGGCGGUAUGAGUGCAAUCACACUCCCAGCCGGAUACCUUGGAUCCUCCCUGAUCGGAGCUCUCCUCAUCUUCUGCGGCUUCAACAUCGUCGCCAGCAAGGUCGCGAGUAUAGUUCUCGGUGUCUGUUUCUUGCUUACUCUCUGGUGGGCCCGACGAGAUUGGCUUACGAUUGUCACGGUUCUGUUGGCGGUUGGAUUACUCGUGGCUUGUUGGUUCAUCAAGCAUGCUGAGCCUUUGAGAUUUGUGGUCCUUUUCAUCGGGGUCAUGUCUGCUCUGUACUCGGUCUGGGAUAUCUGCGACGAUCUCAUCCUUCGAAAAGUCAAUGAAUCCGAUGCUAGUGUUUUCGCUCAGCGCUAUGGAGGAUCCUCUCAAUGCUGGGGAGUCAUCUGGUCCAUCAUCUCGCUGGUGUUUAUGGUUGGAGGAAUCAUUGCCGGUAUUGCAGCUUUCCCUGAGACAUUUUCCGAGCAGGAGGCGGAUUCGAAGAAGUUUAUCCCAACCUAA
This is a messenger RNA of Cadophora gregata, 867 nucleotides long. RefSeq lists its product as uncharacterized. The transcript is spliced from 3 exons. Gene Ontology annotation, biological process: proteolysis. Bases 1 to 867 code for a protein of 288 amino acids. Lineage: Eukaryota; Fungi; Ascomycota; Leotiomycetes; Helotiales; Ploettnerulaceae. Gene Ontology annotation, molecular function: ATP binding; ATP-dependent peptidase activity; metalloendopeptidase activity. The record is from RefSeq and is a predicted model, not a curated record.